AUGGAAGAAAGGUGGCUCUUCUCCUUCUUCUGUCUGGUCUCAGUGCCCAUCAUUGCAGGCCAGCUUAAAGACAUCGUUGCACAAAAAGAAGUGGUCCAUGCUUUGCCAGGUGCUGACGUGACCCUGGUGUGCAGCUUCCUAAAGCCACCCGCCACCUACGUAACGCAGACGCAGUGGUCCAAGACUAAAAACAACCAGGUUACCAGAAUAGCUGUUUAUCACCCUGAUUUUGGCAUCCAUUACUUCACCUUUCCUGAGGCUUCUUACAACUUUUCAGUGUCCUUCAGCACAAGGGAGUGCUGCAGCUGGGAUGUUACAGAGGCUUUGUGUUCCCCUGGUCCAAACAUCACAUCUGAAUGCAGUCAGUGGACUCUCCAUUUGAAAAAUGUUACUGUCUCUCUUAGUGGGCAGUACAAGUGCAGUUUUGCUACUUUCCCAUAUGGGACAAAGACUGCAAAAAUUCAGCUUGUUGUCAAGGAAGAAGAAGAGCAGCACUAUGUGAAGGAAGUGCAGUUAAACCAGACUUUAGAAAUUCCAUGCCUUGAGGACACCACCUCAGAAAAUUUGCCCAAUUAUCCUUUGAAAUGGCUAGUGGAAGAAAAUGGCAGGAAAGAGGAACUUGUGACCAAGGAGCUCUCUUCUCCUCCAGUGUAUAGGAACAGCAGCAUCCUUUACGGGCAAACAUUCCGCCUGGGUUUGAAAAAUGCUCUAAAGGUUUUUCCCACCAAAAUCACAGACGAUGGCAGGGUGUUUUUCUGCCAUGUGGUGUACCACCCAGAGAGAGUCUGGAGGAGCAGAACUACAGUGCGUGUUUUUGCCUACCCUGAGAUCUCUAUUAGCCUGCAGGAGGGCUCAGCUGGCACUUCUCAGAAGCCUAAUGUGAGCUGCGUUGUGAGGAAGGCAUUUCCCAAGCCAAGCCUCGUGUGGUAUGUGGACAGAGCAAGACUGAUGGAACAACAGCCUGGAGAAAUUUCUCUUGAACAAGACGACUUGCAAGACAGUGAAGGUUUCUAUCAGCUGACAUCAACACUGAUGUUGCAAAGGACCCAGCAGACACAUAAGACGUUCUCCUGUACAUGUCUGUUUCCCUUCCUUGGGAAUGAAACACGGAAUAUUUCAUCAAAAGAAAUAUUUGUUUCCUUUCACCUUGGAAAUUCAGCACUUCCAUCAGCUGUCAUGACUACCACAGAGUACCAGUCAACAUCUUUGUCCUCUCUGGAUUUCACAAGUCAAGCAAGCUUGCCUUUUCCUUCCCUGACACAAGGAGCACUGAUUUCUGCUGCAGAGACAAAAAGCUACACCCGCACCAAAGCAUUCAAUGAGAGUUUGACAACAGCUUAUUUGAAUUAUUCCACUACCAAAUCCCUGCAAAGCCUCAGGAAUGCCACGCGCUCCUCAGAGAAUACAACCCUGGCUCAUCGAAACACAUCCUUCACCACCACAGAUGAGCCAACUUCAGUUACCAGAGGGAAAGGUUUCUUUACUACCAUCAGCCUACUCAAAAGUACUGGUAGCACAAAGGACAUUAAAGGAAGUCGCUUCCCCUGGCCAACAGUGGUAGCUGUCCUGCUCCUCAUCUGCAGUUUUCUAAUAGCUCUAGGCAUCAGGAAAUGGUGUCAGUACCAGAAAGAGAUUAUGAACAGACCUCCACCUUUCAAGCCACCACCACCUCCGACGAAGUAUACCUCCAUGGUGGAGUCUGAUGGGACUCCUACCUCCUGUCAUGAACUGGAAAACCUCUAACAUCACCUAAAACCCUUGAGCAGUGCACACAAGACUGACAAAUUUAAAAGGCUCUGUCUUUAAAACAGUGAUUACAGGAGUUUGGUGUUAAUGACCCCUAUUAAAAUCUGGGAUGCAUAAAUGACAUUAAUAUCAGAAGAUGAAGACUCCUGAGGACAUUUACUUCAUCCUGUCUAUCUCUACAUAUGCAUUACAUUAACACCAUGUGAGUGUCACUGUGAGAUUACAUGUGCUUAAUUUGAAUUUGGUGAUCAGCUGGGAGUUUGCUGUCUUGUUAAUGGAAACUGAUUAACUCAUCACUCCCCCAACCUGCCUGAAGAGUGUUGAAGCUUUUUAUUUCUCGGAGUGUAUAGACAUGACAGCUCUGCCAUAUGGACACAAUGAUUACAUGGGAAACAUUGACUUACCAAAAGCUUUUGACACCUACAUGACCAGUUUUUACAAUUAUUAGGUUUUAUUACACAAAUAUUGACUAAUAUGAUCCAACCUGCUGUUUCCUAUCAUUAUGAAACAAAAAAACACCAA
Molecule: messenger RNA, 2268 nt
Organism: Calypte anna (Anna's hummingbird)
Lineage: Eukaryota; Metazoa; Chordata; Aves; Apodiformes; Trochilidae
Gene: CD96
Product: CD96 molecule
Exons: 14
Coding region: 1-1743 (580 amino acids)
Biological process (GO): cell-matrix adhesion; inflammatory response
Source: RefSeq, a predicted model, not a curated record